GGCGCGUCAUCGAGGGGAUGAAGAGGCGGGGCCUGAGGCCUGGAGGCGUUUCCGGGGAGACCGCGCCGCGCGGAGGCCGUAAAGCGAGGGCGGCGGGUGUCGCGAACGGGUGCCGAUUCAUGGCGGCGAUGGCUUCGGGCUCUGUCGGAGGAGGAGGGAUGCCGGUGCUGAACGGGGCGGAGGCGGCUGCGGCGUCAGGGGCCGGGCUGAAGGAGGCGAGCGGGAUGUACGAGCAGCUGAGGGCCGAGUGGAACCGCAAGAACCUCAGCCUCAGCAAGUGCGGGGAACUCCUCGCCAGGCUCAAGUUAGCUCUGCUUGAACUCAACUUCCUGCCCACGACAGGCUCGAAACUGACUAAACAGCAGCUUAUCUUGGCAAGAGACAUCCUCGAAAUUGGAGCUCAGUGGAGCAUCCUGAAGAAAGACAUCCCAUCCUUUGAGAGAUACAUGGCUCAGCUCAAGUGCUACUAUUUUGAUUACAAAGACGAGUUACCAGAAUCAGCUUACAAGCACCAACUGUUGGGCUUGAACCUUCUCUUCCUGCUGUCCCAGAACCGUGUUGCUGAGUUUCACACUGAGCUUGAAAGGCUGCCAGCAAAGGAAAUUCAAACCAAUGUCUACAUCAAGCACCCUGUGUCUCUAGAGCAGUACCUGAUGGAAGGCAGUUACAACAAAGUGUUCCUUGCUAAAGGCAACAUCCCAGCAGAGAGCUAUGCUUUCUUCAUUGACAUAUUAUUGGACACUGUCAGGGAUGAAAUUGCCAGCUGCAUUGAGAAGGCUUAUGAGAAAAUUCUGUUCAAUGAAGCCACUCGCAUGCUCUUCUUCACCCCAAAGAAGAUGACUGAUUAUGCCAAGAAGCGUGGCUGGGUCCUGGGCCCAAACAACCACUACUGUUUCACUGGUCAGCAGCAGAAACUUGAAGAUGCCACCAUCCCUUCAACAGAGCUAGCCAAACAAGUUAUCGAAUACGCUCGGCAGCUGGAGAUGAUUGUCUAGCGUGUUGCUACUCCUGUUUGUUGAGACUGUGGCCUGCUCCUUCCCCUGUUUACUCUAAUUCCCAUCCAGCUGGUUGAUCCAUUUACUUCUAUGGAUUGGGUGGGUGGGAUUGUGAAUGUCUAUUUCUUCUUGGAUGCAAUAGUAAAUGUAAGCUAGGCCCAUCCAUGUGUCAUUAAGAGUUCCAUUGUUUCUUGGGAAGAAUAUGGAUAUGAAAGGAAACUUGCUGACCAUAGGGAGGAAGCUACCUUUCAUAAAUGCCCGGUGUCACUUAUGAAGUUGUCCUUUGCAAAUGUUCAGAAAUAAUCGCAAGAGCUUUUGGUUGCAUUGGAAACAGACUUUUCUCUGCGUUCUGGUCAGCACGGGCUUUUAAAAAAGCUUCAGAACUAAGUUCAAACUUCUGAUUUGGGUUGAGUUUUUUUAUUUGAUACCUAUCUAUCACCUGUUUGUGUGCCACUAUAAAGGGAUGGCUGUAGGUGAAGCAAAUAAACACAAUUUCUUCUACAAGUGUAA
This is a messenger RNA of Sceloporus undulatus (fence lizard), 1505 nucleotides long. It is a transcript of the gene PSMD8, whose product is annotated as proteasome 26S subunit, non-ATPase 8. Bases 18 to 995 code for a protein of 325 amino acids. Lineage: Eukaryota; Metazoa; Chordata; Lepidosauria; Squamata; Phrynosomatidae. The record is from RefSeq and is a predicted model, not a curated record. Gene Ontology annotation, cellular component: nucleus; proteasome regulatory particle; proteasome regulatory particle, lid subcomplex. The transcript is spliced from 7 exons. Gene Ontology annotation, biological process: proteasome-mediated ubiquitin-dependent protein catabolic process.